AUGAAGUUCUCAACCAUCGUCACUAUUGCCGCCGUUGCUGUUGCCGUCAGCGCCCACUCAAACGAGCAGGAGAUCACUUGUGGUAUUAAAGGAUUCACUGGAAAAUCGUACAACGAGUCCAAGGUGUGCUGCGAAUAUUCCGGCAACUGUGGAAAAUUGUCCAAGUGCACUGAGAGUUUCUGCAAAGCCUCUGGCAAAUCUGGCAGCAGCAAAAACGAGUACAAGAUCACUUGUGCCGAGAAGCGUGAGCGUAACCUUGAUGCCUUGAAAGGUCCCAUCCACAAGAACAAGGAGUGCUGCCAGUGGUCUGGUGAGUGCGGCGACUUGAAAAAGUGCACCCAGUCAUACUGCGAGAAGGAUGCUCACUCGUCUGACGUUUACAAAAAUUCGGACUUCCAGUUUUAAGAUGCUUCUUGUAGUCCCUAUACGUAAAACAAAUAAUUUAAUAAAACAUCAAGUGCCAGAUA
Messenger RNA from Sphaeroforma arctica JP610, 467 nucleotides. RefSeq lists its product as hypothetical. Lineage: Eukaryota; Ichthyosporea; Ichthyophonida. The transcript has a single exon. The record is from RefSeq and is a predicted model, not a curated record. Bases 1 to 405 code for a protein of 134 amino acids.